This is a messenger RNA of Oryzias latipes (Japanese medaka), 865 nucleotides long. It is a transcript of the gene selenok, whose product is annotated as selenoprotein K. The record is from RefSeq and is a predicted model, not a curated record. NCBI's taxonomy places the organism in Eukaryota, Metazoa, Chordata, Actinopteri, Beloniformes, Adrianichthyidae. Gene Ontology annotation, biological process: calcium ion transport; endoplasmic reticulum calcium ion homeostasis. Gene Ontology annotation, cellular component: endoplasmic reticulum membrane; Golgi apparatus.
CUACGCGGCGGCUGCGCAGACCAUAGGAAGCGACAGUUCAAACCCGGAAGUUACGUCAGGUGUAAACACAGCAGUGGAGGUUGCGGUGGAAAAAUGGUGUACGUGUCGAACGGUCAGGUCCUGGACAGCAGGGCUCAGUCGCCAUGGCGACUUUCCUUACUGGUGGAUCUUUUCUGGGACGCACUGGAAUUUUUCAGGCUCUUCUUCAAAACCAUGUUUCAUCCUGACUUGACAAAGGACGGAAACUCAGCUUCAUCACGCUUCAGUGACGGCAGAGGUCCUCCAGGACCACCCGGUGGCAGGAGACGGAUAGGAAGAAUAAACCAUGGUGCAGGACCCAAUGCUCCACCAAUGGGAGGAGGAGGAUGAGGAAGGUAAACGCCUACACGUGUAGUGUAGGCGCGGGGCCUAACUCAGCAGCUGUGACAACGCCCUGCUUGCUGUCCUGGAGCCCCUCUUCAUUCGCUGCUACUGCCUCAAGCAGUUUCCUGACGCCUCUCUGGGAAUUCCUUCAUUUAGGGACCAGAAUGGCUGAUAAAGCAGCAGCCUCCUGACCUUUUUUUUGGACUUUUGUUCUGUGACAUCGGUUUCUCACAAAUGUACUACAUGCGUUUUGCUUAUACAUUCUUGAAAUUAUUUAGUUUCUUUACUUGGUUUCAUGUUUCAAUAAAAAUGUAGUGGUGAGCGGCUGAUUGGUAUGAUCAAAGUGAGCUUGGUUCCAUUUGCCAUCGAUAAUCUCACUAAACACUUAAUGGUUGAUAAAUGGAUAACCAGCAAAAAUUUCAGAGUAUCCCUUAACACCUCACACUUAAACUGCUGUAUUAAAUGAAUAUUAUCUUCAAAUAAAACAUAAAUUUACAAUACA